Molecule: messenger RNA, 2211 nt
Organism: Hydractinia symbiolongicarpus
Lineage: Eukaryota; Metazoa; Cnidaria; Hydrozoa; Anthoathecata; Hydractiniidae
Exons: 3
Coding region: 601-1494 (297 amino acids)
Source: RefSeq, a predicted model, not a curated record
GGCAACGUAUAAACUAAACUUCGCCAAUUUUUUUGUAUCUGCACUGCUGACGUCAGCAACAAAUCUAAAACAACCUAUUUUUUUAUUGUCGUUCUUACCAAAGUGGAUUUCUCAACGGGUCUUAUCGACUAGUAUAUAUAAACAUAGAAAAAAUUGAAUAACAAUAUAUAUAAACAUAAAAAAAAUAAUAAUUUACGACGAGGAUGGGAUUCGAACCCACGCGGGCAGAGCCCAAUGGAUUAGCAGUCCAUCGCCUUAACCACUCGGCCACCUCGUCUGAGUUAAAUUAUUUUUUUUAUUUAUUUCAAAGUUUAGACGGAGUUAAGGCUGAAAUACACUAUCAUUUUUCAAUGAUCAUUUUCCAAUUAUCAUUGAAAAAUGACAGUGUAUACAGAAAAAAAGGCAUUUUUUACUCUCUCAUUUCCAAUGAUCCUUAAAAAUUAAAAGUUGAACAUGUUCAAUUUUUAAUUUUUCAUUGACAUUUUUUUCUAUUGUUUUAAAUCUAAUCCAUUGUUUUCGCACACGUGUUUGUUGCACGCGAUGUAGUUUAGGCGUAAACAUAGUUAAAAACAAAGAUUUGAACAAGUAAUUCACCCGAGAAUGAAGACGCAAGAAGCGACCAAAAAUUUUAUUAAGAUUUGGAGAAGCCAGCCCAGUUUGUGGGAUGUUAAAUCCCCUUUCUGUAAGGACAGAAACGAGAAGGCAAAAAGUUAUGAGAUAUUCAAAGGUAGACUAGGAAUGGCAGAGAAAAUAGUGAGGAGUAAAAUAAAUACACUGCGAAGUUAUUUCAGCGCAGAAUUGAAGAAAGUAAACAACAGCAACAAAAGUGGAGCAGGACGAGAUGAUGUUUUCGAAAGUAAAUGGCCAUACUUUCAGACCUUGCUAUUCCUACGUGACUCCAUCGUCCCAAGAAAAACAACUUCUUCGAUGGAAUUUGACUACAAUGAAAAUACAGCUGACAAGGAGAGUGAGUCACUUCAAAAUUCACCAAUAACCCUCCAAGAAUGGGACAUGGAGGAUGAAAUUGACGUGUGUACCACCGAUGUGACAUCAACGAAGAAGCCUCUCCCCAAAAAACGAAAAGUUUCCCCGAAAUCUUCAGAAGAUCACAUGUUGAGGCACGCAAUAUCAGUUCUGGAAGAAAAACGCGGGAAAACACUGAGUGCAGAUGAACUCUACGGUCGCACUCUUGGAGAGAGUCUAAAAGCCAUUCCAGACAGAAUGCAAAAAGAAUACCUUAAAGUGAAAAUACAGGAGCUCCUUUUUCAAGCUCAGAUGGGAUUACUCGCCGUACCCUCUUUCAGAACACCGCCCGUUCAAUCUCCGAUCCCAAGGAACUCUUCAACACAUGCCACACAAAAUUACCCACCCUUUGUGUCUCCGCCGUUAUCGCCUGUUUUACUGAAUAUGUACCGACACCCAGUGAACAUUGUAGUAGUUAUCUAUCAUCAGAUAAAAAGUAUUCUUCUGAUAAAAGAAGCUAAUCACAUAUAAACAUAAAGUCUGAUAUCAGAUGCUGUGACACCAUCUUGGAUCGUGUUUAGAGAGCGAGCCGAAACUCACGGCAUCCGAUAUAUACCUAGUAAAAUAUAUUACAAUCCCUCUUUUUCUCGAAGUUAUUGUUGUUGAUUUCUUGAUUGUUUGUUUUAUAACAUGUUCACAUAUUUGCUUUUCAACUCAGUUCCUCUGCACGUACAUAAAACGUUUUUGUUCUUCAGCUAUACACAUCGGUCUUUUACUAUAUACAUCGUAUCGUUCGUCUGCUAUAUAUAUACAUCGUUUAUCAUUAUCGUUCUUGUUAUCAUUAUCUUGUUAUCGUUCUUAUUUUUUCUCUAAGUCUUCUUCUUGCGCUUCGGAUUGAUGAUGACGUAACGCUCUGUAGUUUUUCUUUGUCGUUUCGGGUAGGUUUUUGCACCGUUCUUGUGGUUUUUCUUUUCGUAUAGAUCUUCUUCUUUGUUAUGGCCAUCAUUCGGUUUAGAUUGUUGGUUCUCAUCAAAAUUCGCAUUGCUUGAGCAGGUACAAGGGUCUGCCCUGUUUCGCGCGUUAGAAACACUCGAUUGCUUACCCUUCGCAGAUCUAUACAGUUUCGCGUGUCCGUUUGCUCGUAGAAACGUUUUUCCUUCCUUGUUUCGAACCAUGAUGCUUCGUUUGUAUACUUUAAUGAUGGUGAAGACUUCCUUUAACCAGGGCGGUGAAAGUUUGUUUUUGUUG